AUGUCCAACCCCCACUACGACAACGACUACGACAGUGACGUGGCCGUUCACUCUGACUCCGAGCAGUCCAAGGUCCCCACCAGCGUCGGCAUUGAUCCGUCGGUCCUCUCGUUCAUUACCCACUUCUACAAUGCCUACCGCUCGAACAACAACCCGGAGCUGCAGCGCUGUUACACCAUGAAGUUCAGCGCCCUCUCCAAGCGUCACUUUGCCAAGAGCACCUGGCCCGCCGCCGAGGAGAUCGCCAGCCUCGUCAACAACGACGAGUUCUUCCUGAUCCUCUACAAGGAGCUCUACUUCCGCCACAUCUAUGCCAACUCCCAGCCCACCCUGGAGCAGAGCAUCGGCUCCUACGACAACUACGUCAACCUUUUCAACUUCAUCACUCAGGCCGAGACCCCGAUCACCACUGAUAUCCCCAUCCAGUGGCUGUGGGACAUGGUCGAUGAGCUGAUCUACCAGUUCGGCAAGUAUGUCGCCUACCGCCGCAGCCCGACCAAGCCCAUCCCCGCGGCCGACGUCGAGCGCAUCCACGCCAACCCCCACGUUUGGGACGUCAAGAUCAUCAUCUCCCUCUUCCAGUACCUGGUUCAGCAGUCGAACAUCAACGAGAUCCUGAUCGCCGCCAGCAACGACCAGGACGAGUCCGAGGUCGCCGGCGAGUUCGGCUCCAUCCUCCUCUACCGCAACCUCGGCUACUUCUCGCUCAUCGGCCUGCUCCGCAUCAACUGCCUGCUUGGUGACUUCCACUACGCCCUGGAGAUGGUCAAGAACAUCCAGUUCAGCAAGACUGCCUUCUACAACCGGAUCAUCCCCUGCCGCGUGUCGCUCUUCUACCAUGUGGGCUUCUGCCAGGUCAUGCUGCGCCGCUACAGCGAGGCCGCUUCCACCUUCACCGACAUCCUCUUUUUCAUCACCAAGGCCGACCUCCAGCACAUGCCCCACUACCUGCAGGAUGCCAUCCACAAGAACUCCGCCCAGAUGGUCACCCUGCUUGCCAUCUGCGUGACCCUCUGCCCGCCGCGCUAUGCCCUGGACGAGGCCAUCGCCAAGGACCUCUCCUCAUUUUCCCCUCCCUCCCUCCCUCCCUCUCUCCUGGGCCCGCCCUUCCUCUCGAAGGUCUUCGAGGAGUGGUUCAAGAACGCCAGCCCCCGCUUCAUCACCUACAUCCUGCCCACCCCGGAGCAGGCCAUGGCCGCCAUGGCCAGCAAGCAGGUCGAGGUGUCCAUCCCCCAGCGCAUGUUCAUGCGCGACAUCCGCCAGCAGCUCCUCGUGCCGAAGGUCCGCAGCUACCUGCGCCUGUACACCUCCCUGACCAUCUCCAAGCUGGCCUCCUUCCUCGAGGCCGACGAGUCGGAGGUCCGCUCCUACCUGCUGAACUACAAGCACAAGACCCGCAGCACCCAGGGCUCCACCGUCUCCUACUCCGAUGUGGACUUCCAUGUCAUCGACGACAUCGUCCACAUCAGCGAGGUCAAGCCGGCGGCCAACCACUCGCAGUACUUCCUGCGCCAGAUCUCCUCCCUGGAUGAGCAGCUCCUCUCGGUCAACAUCAACACCACCACCCUGCGUGCUGGUGCUGGCGCCGCCAACGGCAGCCAGGGCUCCUCCUCCUCUCACGGCAACCGUCACUAA
This is a messenger RNA of Fonticula alba, 1635 nucleotides long. RefSeq lists its product as hypothetical. Gene Ontology annotation, cellular component: eukaryotic translation initiation factor 3 complex; cytoplasm. The transcript is spliced from 7 exons. Bases 1 to 1635 code for a protein of 544 amino acids. Gene Ontology annotation, molecular function: translation initiation factor activity. Gene Ontology annotation, biological process: translational initiation. Lineage: Eukaryota; Rotosphaerida; Fonticulaceae. The record is from RefSeq and is a predicted model, not a curated record.